Messenger RNA from Colletotrichum graminicola M1.001, 1974 nucleotides. Its product is annotated as adhesin protein Mad1. The record is from RefSeq and is a predicted model, not a curated record. Bases 1 to 1974 code for a protein of 657 amino acids. Lineage: Eukaryota; Fungi; Ascomycota; Sordariomycetes; Glomerellales; Glomerellaceae. The transcript has 2 exons.
AUGAAGAACUCCGUUGCUCUUUUGGCUCUUGCCGCCGGCGUCAGCCAGGUCACUGCUACCGGCUGGAACAAAUUCCCUUCUUUCACCUGCCCCCAGAACACCGACAACCAGUGCGACGACAAGCAGAAGUCCGGCUUCUCCUGGGGCGACCUGAGCACGGGAUCUUUCAGCAACUAUGGCGGAUUUGACUUCAAGGGCUGGACCUGUGAAAGCGACUUCUCCAAGCGCGAUCUCCUGGCUCCCCGCACCUUCACCAAGGGCAAGGUCAUCUCUGGAUCUUGCGGACAGAAGAAGGAGACCUCUCCCUCUUUUGGCUGUGGCUCCGCUCCCGGCGGCCCUGACAAGUUCUCCAUCUCCCACUUCGACGUGACUGUCGAGUUCGACUGCGACCUGGAAUUCCACUACGACAUGCCCGAUGGCUCCAACUGCAAGCAACGCUCUCCCUGCUCCAAGUCCGGAACCACUGUCACGAACUCCCAGUGCGGUGGUGCCAAGAACGUCACCAUCGUCUACCCCUCGCAGCCCUCCAAGCCCAAGUCGACCUGCGGUGUCGGUAUCCACACCAUCGGCUUCGACUGCAGCCCUGCCGAGACCCCCAAGCCUCCCAAGACCACCGUGAGCCAGGCUCUCCCCUCCGCCACCACUCUCAGCACCCAGAUCCAGGUCCCCACCACUCCCGCCGGCAUCCCCACCGUCUCUAAGCCCGUCGAGGAGACCAAGCCCGCCACCACCGCCCCCGUCAAGGAGACCGUCUCUGUCCCCGUCCCCAUCCAGAGCGAGACCACCCCCGUCGUUCUUCCCUCCAUCUCCGUCCCCGUCAAGGGGUCGACCACUGCUGCUGUUGUCCCUUCUGUCACCACGCCCGCCGAGCAGACACCCGUCAUCAGCAAGCCCGUUGAGGAGACCACCCCUUCUCAGUUCCCCACCAUCCCCGUCCCCGCCCCGGUCAACUCCACCAAGCCCGCCCUGAUCGAGUCCACCCCGGCUGUCGUCACCCCUGUUGUCCCCGAGACCAAGACCACUGUCUACGACACCACUUCCACCAUCUACACCACUCGUGUCGAGACUGUGACCUCUUGCGCACCUGAGAUCACCAACUGCCCCGCCAACUCUCACGCUGUGGUUACCCGCACCGUUCCUCUCACCACCACCGUCUGCCCCGUCACCGAGACCAUCGUCCACACCCCUGGCCCUGCUCCUACCAAGCCCGCUGGCCAGCCCCCCAAGGGCGUCUCCUCCGAGAAGCCUGUCGGCUCUGUCCCCGUCGUCAAGCCCUCGGGUACCAAGCCCGCUGGCCCCAUCGAGACCCUUCCUUGCCCCGAUGUUGUUCCUCAGUGCCUGAGCAGUUGGAUGUGGUCCACCGGCUGCGCUGCCAACUCUGACGCCAACUGCUACUGCCCUGACGCUCAGUUCGUCGAGAACAUCUUCUCUUGCAUCUACGCCUACGGCGCCAGCGACGACAUCAUCUCCAAGGCCACCCUGUUCUUCCAGGGCAUCUGCGCCCCUCACAUUCCCCAGAACCCCGCCAUCGUCACUGCCCCCGCCACCAUCACCACGGCCCUCACUGUUGGUGUCGAGAAGCCUGCCCCGACUAACCCCGCUGAUAUCACCACCGUCGUCAUUGACAAGACGGUUGUCGUCCCCUGUGUCACUGGCGGCACCACCAUCCCCGGAUCGUCCACCACUGCCACCAUCAAGACGACCCUCGUGGUCCCCCAAGUCUCUUUCGCCACUAACUCCGCCUCCGACGUCGUCCCCGUCCCCAUCAAGGCCCCCACCGCCCCGGCCGGCGGUGCUGGCCCCAGCGGCGUCCCGGCGGCCCCCUACCCCACCGGCCCCGCUGCCGGCGCCAGCAAGCCGGCCGGCACUGGCGGUCUUAAGCCUACCCCUACCGGUGUUGUCACCGCCGGUGCUGGCAAGGCUUCCUUCGGCAUCGGUGCUAUUGUCGCCAUUGCCGCCCUCGCUGCAUUCUAA